Molecule: messenger RNA, 605 nt
Organism: Parasteatoda tepidariorum (common house spider)
Lineage: Eukaryota; Metazoa; Arthropoda; Arachnida; Araneae; Theridiidae
Product: toxin CSTX-20
Source: RefSeq, a predicted model, not a curated record
CCUUUUGUCCCUAUCUUAUCAGCACAACAGCCGAUUUAAAUCACACGCACAUUUCUUUAUAUAAAUCAGAAUAAUUGGAAUAAACUGAUUGAGAAUAUUCAUCAAAAUGAAGACAAUCGUCGCAUUCGCUUUCUUGGCUUGUGCCAUUAUCUUGGUUUCGGCAGAAAAAGAUAAGAAAUGCAAAGGUAAAUCUGACUGUGAUGAGGAUGAAUGUUGCACAAGGAUUGUAAGCUUCCUGCCCUCUCGUUGUCAGAAAAUGAAAAAAGAAGGUGAAUUUUGCUUGACAAAUAUUUUCGAAUUAAGGGAAGGUGACGUGUACCGUUUUUCCUGUCCAUGUGCGGGUGAUUUAGAGUGCAAACCAUCUAAGGAAACAGAUGAAAACAAUGUUGUCAAUUUCUUGAAAGAUAAGUGUCAAGCAAAGGAAUAAUGAUCUUCCAAGAAGAUUAAGCCCUGAAAUGUCAUCUUUUGAUGGGCCCUAGUAAAAAUGAGAAUUAAAAGAAUCCAAAAAUCCAGCAUAUUCUUUGUUUCAUCAACUGAAAACAAUGACUACAUGUGCCACAUUUUUUUUUUUAGUUGAAAAAUAAAAACUGUAUUUUUAAAAUGAA